GGGCGAAGACUACAGCCCAGAAUCCCUUGCGGCUCCGCCCUGGGCGUCCGUCUCCUAGGCAACCCUGGUAAACAAGAUGGCGACCUCCGGGAAGGAUCCCCUGAGGCCGACGUCUUCCUCCCUCCCGGGAGGCUUGGACACUUCGCUCCAUGCAGCUCAGUCGAUACAGUCGCGCUCAGAAAAAGAGCGUCAGUCAUGCUUGUCCUCAUUUCCCGUGGGGCAGAGACCGAAGGGUGACUUCCACGAAGCCUCCUCCUGUCUGCUGCAGGAGCUCAUUCGCCGCUCUCUGCAGGCGGACGCCGGCGCACAGGAGGAGAGCGAGGGCGAGGCGGGAUCCGAGGAGUCCUCAGAGUCCGAGAUGCCGAACUUGGAGGAGGAAUUUGAUGGGGUCCUGAGAGAGGAGGUCGUGGCUGAGGCACUCCACCAACUGGGGCGCUCAGGCUGUGGGACUGAACAGGUCUACCUCAAUCUGACUUUAUCAGGUUGUGAUUUAAUUGACAUUAGCAUUCUCUGUGGAUAUGUUCACCUACAGAAGUUGGACCUUUCAGUAAAUAAAAUUGAAGAUUUGUCUUGCGUGAGUUCUAUGCCUUACCUUCUAGAACUUAAUGCUUCUCGAAAUAAACUGACUACAUUCUUCAAUUUCAAGCCACCCAAAAAUCUCAAGAAGGUGGAUUUUUCCUACAACCAAAUUUCUGAAAUGUGUGAUUUGUCAGCAUACCAGGCACUCACUAAGCUAAUUUUGGACAGCAACGAGAUCACAGAAAUCAGUGGACUAGAGCUCUGCAGCAAUCUAACUCACCUCAGUUUGGCCAAAAACAAGAUCGCAACAAUUAAUGGCUUAAGCAUGUUACCGAUCAAAGUACUUUGUCUGAGCAAUAACGAGAUUGAGAAGAUCACAGGUUUGGAGGACCUAAAAGCCCUGCAGAUUGUGGAUCUGUCCCACAAUCAGAUCAGUAGUCUCCAAGGCUUGGAGAAUCAUGACUUUUUGGAAGUGAUCAAUGUAGAGGAUAAUAAGAUUGCAGAGCUGGGUGAGGUAGAAAACCUUGAAAGUCUACCUCUCCUUCGAGUUCUCAAUCUUCUAAGAAAUCCAAUUCAGGAAAAAUCUGAAUAUUGGUUCUUCGUAAUUUUUAUGCUACUACGAUUAACAGAAUUAGAUCAGAAGAAGAUUAAAGUGGAAGAAAAGGUUGCAGCAGUAAAUAAAUAUGACCCUCCUGCGGAAGUGGUCGCAGCCCAAGACCACCUGACCCAUGUUGUCAACAGCGUGAUGCAGCCACAGAGGAUCUUUGACAGCACUCUUCCCAGUCUGGAUGCGCCUUACCCCAUGUUGAUAUUAGCUGGGCCUGAAGCUUGUGGUAAACGAGAACUGGCUCACCGCCUCUGCAGGCACUUUAGCACUUACUUCAGAUAUGGUGCCUGUCACACCACAAGGCCGCCUUACUUUGGAGAAGGGGAUCGAGUUGAUUAUCAUUUUAUCUCUCAAGAAGUUUUCGAUGAAAUGCUGAACAUGGGGAAAUUCAUUCUAACAUUUCAUUAUAGUAAUCACCAUUAUGGAUUAAGUAGGGACACCGUAGAAGGUAUCGCCAGAGAUGGUUUAGCAAGCUGUAUUCAUAUGGAAAUAGAAGGUGUAAGAAGUUUGAAAUGUUCCUAUUUUGAGCCUCGAUAUAUCCUGGUGGUACCAAUGAACAAAAAAAAAUAUGAGAAAUACUUACGGAGAAAAGGGUUAUUCAGUCGUGUAGAAGUUGAAUUUGCUGUCUCCAGAGUGGACCUUUAUAUUAAAGUUAAUCAGGAAUUUCCAGGAUAUUUUGAUGCAGUAAUCAACGCAGAUGAUCUGGAUGUCGCCUACCAGUUGCUGAGUCAGCUCAUUAGAGAGUACCUUGGACUGUCUGAGGAAACCGCCAGCAGUUUGGCUCCGACUACAGGUGUUAACACACCUCUGCUGAAAUCCAGAGAGUCAUCUAGGAGGUUUACUACUUCAAAUCUGUAUGAUUUCAUGGAUUCCACACACAAAAACUACCUUGUGAAAUUAUGGGCCCAACUUUCAGCCAAAAAAACACCAGUGGAAAGAGAUUCCAUUGAGAGACAGUAUAAGGCAUCCCGGGAGAUCCUAAUGGGAAAGGUGCCUCCACAUCACACACUGCUAUUUCAAAGGGGUCCAGUACCAGUACCCAGCAUCAAUGAUACACAUUUUUUUACAGCUUUAGAACUACAGAAAAAUUCUGAGCUUUGUGAAGAUUAUUUUAAAACUCUCUUUGGACCAUAUCCCGAAAAGAGUGGCAAGGAUUCCCCUGGUACUAUGAACCAUUCUGGAUUAUUUCAGUCUUGUCCAUGGGCAAAAGAAUUGUCUCCUCAGCCUCCAGAGGGCAGCAUUUAUUCACGCCCAGGAUCAGGAAGAAGUGGCGAGGAGGAGGAUCAGGCCCUAAAAGCACUAUAUAAACAGACGUUUCCAAGUGAGAAAGGGUCUGGCCAACCUAGAAGACACACGAUCGCAGUCAUCAGUCGCCCGGGUUCCAACACCAAACUCAUCCUGCCUCCAAUCCCUCAGGGCCGCAAGUAGACUGGUGCUUGACAUUUGAUCUUAACAUGGAAAACUGGAUCUGAUCAUGUCCAAUCCUUUUGUCUUAUCUGGCCAUGGAUCCCGGCUGUAUCUCAUUCCGUCAACUAGCUAUUCCGUCAAAAGAUCUAUAUGCCUUGAUUCUCUCAAUCAGUUUCUUUUGUGAUUCUCUGAAUAGUGCCUUUUUAAAAAUAUAAGUUAUUCUUACCUUUUAGAGAUUUAAUUUCAGUUUUUCCCAUAGCUAUUAAUGACUUUUCCAGCUGCUUCCUGCUCUGAAAUACCAGAUGGCAAAAUUUCCCAAGGCCUCUGAAUUGUUAUGUGCAUAGUGAGUUUUAGAUAUAUCCAGUGGGGACUGUGCUCUUGAAUUUCAGUAUGUCCACUUACAGCAUUAGUAUAUACUCUAGAGGACUGAAGUAUUUUGUUCUUCGGAUUAGGAAAGGAUUGUAGUGUUCUAUUUAACAUGUGGUCAACUGCAUCUCUCAAAGGCAGUUAAUUAAUAUAAUUUGUCAUGGUUCUCAACUUGCUUUAGCAAUAUGAAGGAAUAAAAAGUAUCAGUUUUUUAAAUUUCACCCUUUUCUAAUUAUGUACUGCUCAUCAUUAGAAAUACUUUUAAACAAUUUUCUUCAGUUUUCACUACUCAGUGUUCACAGAGAAAGGAGAAGUAGUUAUAGUUAAGGCUGGUAUUCAGCUGAUUUGUGCCAGGAAAACUAUCCUAGUUGUUAAAACAUUGAAACAUGUCGCUUUGGAUUGGUAAAUGGUCUGUUCUCUGAAACAUCUGCACGUGAUGACUCAGAGGAAGGAGAGCCUCCACAUGGUACUGUACUAAUGGUGAAAUAUUUUAAAUAUCAAAACCCUUCAAUGACUUCUCUUUUAAAAAUAUCAAAAACUCCUUUGAGAACCCCCUUUCCCAAAAUCAAAUUUAGGUAUAACAUGACUUGCUAUUAGUUUCUGUCUUCCACCUGGCCCUAUUCUCAAUAGGAGCUGGUUAAAGGUCAUUUCUUGGGUUUGGUGGGAGGGGAUGAAAGGGGGACACGGACAAGGGGACAAGGCUGGGCAGGCAAAGGGAGGCAGUCCUCUCUGGGGAAGUGAGGAGGCAGAGAGUGAGUCUCAGUCAUUAUGCCCCAAGAGUCUUAAAGAAUAGUUCAACUUUCACCAGCAUCAUCUAACUUUUUAAGAAGUCAUUAUGAAAUACUUCAGACACACAAAAAAUAUACAAAUAAUAGUUCCAGUUUCAGGCAAUAUGGAAGAGAUGCACUUUUCCCUAUUUCUUGCACUAAGUACAGCUAAAACCCGAGAAAUUAUUUAUAAAACAAACAUAAGAAGGCUGAGAGACGGAAGGAAAAAGUCAGGCCCACUGGGGACCCCAGGACCUGAGUGAUGACCCAGUGGUGAGUUUUCUGGGCUUCCUCUUUACCUCAAAUAUCCUGAACUGGAUUUUGGAAAAACUGCAACUCCAAAUCACUAAAGGUACAGACAACAAAAACUCCAACAAAAAGCCUGCUCUCUCUCGCUAAGGGACUAGGAAAGGGGCAGCCUAGUGAGACAGAAAGUGUUUAAACAAUCACUGCAUUGCUUUAGUCAAACACCAUGGAUAUAACUGUGGCCCCACCCUUACUCUUCACCCUGUCAGCAAAGGCUUCGACCCUUUUCUGGCUGUAACAAAGUUCCCUUCUGCCUCCCUGCUGGAGUAGUGCUGGUGAAGUUCUCAUGGACAGCUAGGACUUUCCCCACUAACCAAUAUUAAUGAGAAACCCCCCCGCCCCCCGACAGUGUCAUUGAAGGCCACUUAGGGACCUGGACCUCCAUUGCCCACCUGAUAGUAGUUAGGUACCUCUUCCCGUUCUCAUCAGGGUGGUGGAAGAGAAGGUCUGGUGGAGAUCCAGAGCUUUCACCACGGACCUGUCAGAGCAGUAAAGAAUGCCCCCCCCCUCACACCAGUGUCAGUGGGAGCCUAAUGGGGAUCCUAAACUUUCCCCUGACCACCACCCAGCAUUAGUAAGGUAUCACUCAUCCCUUGUCAAGAGAGACCAAGUAGAAAAUGUAGAAUUCCUCCUCCACUUGGCAAUAAUGAGUCAGUGUCCCCUCCCCCACUGGCAUGGUGUCACAGAAGCUCUGCAAAGAUAGAAAAUUUAAAUAAGAUUUGUCAUCUUACAACAUACUAUCCAAAACAUCCAAGAUUAAUUUAAAGAAAUACUCAUCCAGAAUCAGGAAAACUAUUAGUUUGAAUAGUAACACCAAGUUCACAUGCCAACACCAAGAUGAAACAGAUGUUGGGAUUAUCUGACAAGAAUUUUAAAGCAGUUACCAUAAAAAUGCUUCAACAAGCAAUUAUGAACAUGAUUGAAACAAAUGAAAAAGUCUCAGUAUUGAAAGAGAAAGUCUUAGGAAAUAAAUAGAAGAUAUAAAGAAAAAUCAAAUGGAAAUACUAGAACUGAACAAUACAAUAAUUGAAAUUUUAAAACUUACUGGAUGGGCUUAACAGUAGAAUGAGGAGAACAGAAAAAUAAAAAGCAGUGAACUUAAAGACAGAGCAAUUGAAAUUAUACAAUACAAACAAUAGAGAGAAAAUAGACUACAAAACAAAAUGAGUUCCAGAGAUAUGUAGGGACUAUAUGAAAAGAUCUAAUGUUUAUGUCAUUAAAGACCCAGAAGGAGAGUAAAAAAAAGGAGUAUGGGGUUAAAAAAGUAUUCAAAGAAAUAAUGACUAAAAAUUCCCUGUAUUUGCCAAAAGCCAAAACCCUGCAAACUCAGGAAGAUGAUGAACCCCAGAAAGGAUAACGCCAAAUAAAUCUGCUACAGAAAUGUCAGUAUCAAACUUCUGAAAACUAAAGACAAAGAAAAAUAUCUUAACACAGCAAGAAAGAAAUUAUAUCUUAAUUAUAAGGAAAAAAAAUCAAUUGAUAGUGGAUUUCUCAUUAUAACCCAUGAUACUACCAGAAACUAUGGAAGUAGAACAGCAUUUUUCUAGUGCUAAAAGAAAAAAACCCCAUCAGUCUAGAAUUUUAGAUUCAGUGAAAAUAUCCUUCAGGAAUAAAGAGAAAUUAAAACAUUCUCUGAUGAAAGAAAACCAAGAAUAUAUUGCCAGCAGACCUACCCUAAAAGAAUGGCUACAGAAAACCCUUGAAACAGGAUGAAAAUGACAAAACAAGGAAAUCUGGAAUAUGGAAGGAAAAAAGAACACUGGAAAGAGUAA
Manis pentadactyla (Chinese pangolin) is the source of this 5744-nucleotide messenger RNA. It is a transcript of the gene LRGUK, whose product is annotated as leucine rich repeats and guanylate kinase domain containing. The record is from RefSeq and is a predicted model, not a curated record. Bases 77 to 2554 code for a protein of 825 amino acids. NCBI's taxonomy places the organism in Eukaryota, Metazoa, Chordata, Mammalia, Pholidota, Manidae. Gene Ontology annotation, cellular component: cytosol. The transcript has 20 exons. Gene Ontology annotation, molecular function: GMP kinase activity; protein binding.